AUGGAGACGUCCUUGGUCAUCCUGGACCAGAAUGUUUGGGAUAAGCCCGGAGCUUUGCAUGCGCAGAUCGUGGGCAUAUGUGGGCAUAAAGAUGGUGUCAAGUGCCUCGUUCACUGGUUCACGUUCUUGGGGCCCAGGGUGCUGGACUUCCCUCGCUUCAAGAGCAUUCCGCACCUCGGCGGUCUUGCGGGGAUGACGGAAUGCCUCUCUGCCUACAGGAACUUCAUGCACCUCAUGGCCGUGAAUCGCUUGGCCAAGUCCUCCCCAGACUGGGUGCAGCGCUUCUCCCGCACCAACACGGGCACUUUCGCGGCUCAGUGGAUGGUUGCCGACUAUAACCAGUUCGAGAGCGGCAAGCCAUUGCCCGAUGGCAUGUUCUGGGUCGUGGAGAUGAUCCCCGGAGUCUCGGAGAUGCAGGACAUGAGUGCCCAUCUGCGCGAGCACAGGUAUUGGGCAUCCUUCAAUCGACCCUUCUUCGGCAAGACCCGCGAGCUCUCCGGCUUCAGCAUGGCCGAGAGGACACACGGCUCUCUUUACUCCUACCAGGGCAACCCCCGUGCCUACGCAUUCAGCAUGGUGGCACCGGCGAUCAAUGCUCUGCCAGAGAUGAGGGAUGUCAUGACCCAGAAUGCGUAUCCCUACGGGAGCCCGCCAAAUGAUCCUGGGCACCAGAUUUCCGCACGGAUGGACCUGAGCCCCAUCCUGAAGCUACCGAAUGGAGGCAUCGAUGCGAAGAUCCCCCGACUUCGCACCAUGGCUUUGCGCGCAGCCCUCGUUGCGCUUGUCUCGGCCGUGGCAGCUGCGGAGAAGUAUGCCGUCAUUGCGGCUGGCUCAUCAGGAUUCAUGAACUACCGCCACCAAGCGGAUGCUUGCCAUGCCUACCAGCUCAUGUUGCAGAGUGGAGUACCAGCAGACAACAUCAUCCUGAUGAUGCAGGACGAUGUGGCGAACAGCUCGGAGAACCCGUUCCCUGGCCAGCUGUUCAACAAGCCGGGGGAGAACCCGCCCGAUGUUUACAAGGGCUGCAAAGUCGACUACUCUGGGGACAUCGUGACUGGAAAGCUGUUCAUGGACGUUUUGACCGGAAACACGGAGGGUGCCAAGGGCAAAGUGCUGAAGAGUGGAGCCAGUGACACCGUGUUCGUGAACUUCGUGGACCAUGGCGGUCCCGGCAUCGUCGCCUUCCCGAACGGUCCAGUGCUCACGGUCAAAGAGCUCUCCCAGACGCUGAAGACCAUGCAAAGCAAGCAGAUGUUCAAGCAGAUGGUCUUCUACAUGGAAGCCUGUGAGAGCGGCUCCAUGUUCCCAGACCUCAAGGCAAACGGCAGUUGUAAGUCGUAUGCAUUGUAUAAACGAAAUCAUCUGUAA
Molecule: messenger RNA, 1368 nt
Organism: Symbiodinium sp. CCMP2456
Lineage: Eukaryota; Dinophyceae; Suessiales; Symbiodiniaceae
Source: the annotation of a GenBank genome assembly